This is a messenger RNA of Scatophagus argus, 1595 nucleotides long. RefSeq names its product YJU2 splicing factor homolog (gene yju2). Gene Ontology annotation, cellular component: U2-type catalytic step 1 spliceosome. NCBI's taxonomy places the organism in Eukaryota, Metazoa, Chordata, Actinopteri, Scatophagidae. The coding region runs from base 133 to 1158 and encodes 341 amino acids. Gene Ontology annotation, biological process: mRNA splicing, via spliceosome. The transcript has 8 exons. The record is from RefSeq and is a predicted model, not a curated record.
AGUACGUUGAAAUUAAGAAAGAGACAACCGGAAGUUUAAAGAGCAGCGUACAAACAAGUGCUCGAGCGGUGUCGUGAGAGUAUCCCUCAGUCAGAUUUCUUCCUCCACGUUAGGUUUCCAGCAAAAGCAACAAUGUCCGAAAGAAAAGUAUUGAAUAAAUACUACCCCCCGGAUUUCGAUCCAUCCAAAAUCCCAAAACUUAAACUCCCGAAAGAUCGUCAGUAUGUGGUCAGAUUGAUGGCUCCAUUCAAUAUGAGGUGUAAAACAUGUGGCGAGUACAUCUACAAGGGGAAGAAGUUCAAUGCACGUAAAGAGACUGUUCAGAAUGAGCUGUACAUGGGACUGCCCAUCUUCCGUUUCUACAUAAAAUGUACUCGGUGUCUUGCUGAGAUUACGUUUAAGACUGACCCAGAGAACACAGAUUAUGCAAUGGAGCAUGGUGCAACGAGAAACUUCCAAGCAGAGAAACUUAUUGAGGAAGAGGAGAAGAGAAUCCAACAGGAGAGGGAGGAAGAGGAACUGAACAAUCCCAUGAAGGUGUUGGAGAACCGCACAAAGGACUCCAAGAUGGAGAUGGAGGUUCUGGAGAACCUUCAGGAGCUGAAGGAGCUGAACCAGAGGCAUGUUCAGGUGGACUAUGAAGGAAUGAUCGACCGCUACAGAGAGCUGGAGAGGAUCGAGAGGGAAAGGGAGAAAGAAGAGGAUGAGCGCGAGACAAAAGAGAUGUUGGAUCGAGUCCUUGUGAAACGACUCAGAGACUCCGACUCUGACUCAGAGAAGGAAGAGGAGAAUAGCAGUUCGCAGUCAAGGAAGUCCAGCACAGACAAACCAACAGACAUCCUCACAACAGACAGACCCACUGAGGCACAGGGAAACUCAGCCGGAGGAGUGAAGAGGGCCAAGGUGGAGAGCUGGGAGAGGAGUGUGGGGACGUUGGGUGGUGGAGGAGCAUUAGGGUCCUUGGUUGUGCGAAAGAAAGCAGCGGCGCCUGUCAACAAAUCCGGUCCAAUGCAGACUGUUGCUGCUCCCACAUCCCAAACAGAUUCAAAGACAUCCACAGCAGACUCCAGGACCUCUGCCUCUGAGCCCAUUGUCCCACAAAAUGGUUCUUCAUCUCUCAGUCUGCUGGGUGCAUAUUCAGACAGUGACAGCGAAUGAAAAGAAGACGCUUGGGGUGGAUUCUGAUUUGAGCGACUGACACACAGUUGUAUAAGUGAUGAUACAAUGAUAUGAUUCUCGAAAUUGUGUGUGAGCCAGUUUGUGGACCUGUUGUUACUGCAGAUUUUAUCCUACAAAAAAAUUUUAAUGUUUGAAUUUUUGUGAGCUAAUUUUGCCCUGAGAAAAUAUCAGGUUUCCUAUUCUAUUAAAAUUUGUUUAAUUUUGUGUCCUUGACAUGUUUUGAAAUCUUUCAACACCUGUCUUCUAAUAUAGAUGUUAAUGUGGGACCAGAAUAUGUAGUUCUCACAUUUUAUGAAUUAAUGUACAUUAGAAAAACAAGAAUAUGAGCCAGUUUCAACUACAGACUUCUCAUUUCCCUUCAUGUUGUUGAGUUCAUGGUGUUGUUUGGGCAGUAAAUAUUCAUGGGUGAAUUUCAA